This is a messenger RNA of Salvia miltiorrhiza (redroot sage), 582 nucleotides long. RefSeq lists its product as uncharacterized. The transcript is spliced from 3 exons. NCBI's taxonomy places the organism in Eukaryota, Viridiplantae, Streptophyta, Magnoliopsida, Lamiales, Lamiaceae. The coding region runs from base 1 to 582 and encodes 193 amino acids. The record is from RefSeq and is a predicted model, not a curated record.
AUGGAUGCAUUGUUAAUUCAGUGCACAAGUUACUUUCUCAUUAUGUAUAGCCUUGAUCCUUAUAGUCGAAGUUGGCGCUGCAAUCCUCUCUCUUCCCCCUGCGGCACCGCCUGGAAAAACGCCCACAAUCGCACCGACGCCGUCGCCAUCCCUGGCCGAUGCGGCCUCUCCUGCUUCGGCAGCCUCCUCACCCUCAGCCGCGGCCUCGCGUUCCGCUCCCUCGCCUCCAACACUCCGCCCUCAACGCCACCGACCUCGCGCACCACUCCCUCAGCCCACCCCGUCUACUGCUCCACAGCCGCAGCCGCACAUCGUCACAUCGCUCAGCCUCUCCCUGCUCAGAGCCAAAUCUGCAACCGUACUCGCAAUGAUGGAUCUGGAACCCGAUCCUCAGUCGCGAUGGGCGGCGAAGAAGCAGUUUUUCAGCGCGGAAUUUCUGGGGUGAUGCAGGAGAUUAUAAGGAAGGAGGUGAGGAAUUACAUGGUGGGGAUGGAGAUGGAGAAGAAGGGGCACUACAUGCAGAGUGAUGCGAUGAUGAUUAAUGGCGUAAUUAAGCGGAUGGGGAUGAGCAAGGUUGAUUGA